AGUUUCCGUCUCGAUCGAAUCGCAAGUAAAGCGAGGGCGGCAGCGAAACUAAGCACUUCACAUUUUUAGGCGCGCUGUUUUUAUUCAUCAAUUAAUAUGGACUUAAAAGGAAAGGUUGCAUUGAUAACGGGCGCGGCUUCCGGCAUCGGCUUAGCCUAUAGCGAAGAAUUAUUAAAACAAGGUGCUAAGGUUUCCCUAUGCGACAUCGAUUCGGAGCGCGGGGAACAAGUAACAGAAAAGCUCGCUUCAAAAUAUGGCCGAAAAAACGUUUUGUUUUGUCGAUUAGAUGUUACUGACUAUCCACAAUUUGAAGAGGCAUUUGUGAUGACAGUAGAGGAGUUCAACCGGAUUGACAUUGUCAUUAAUAAUGCUGGCUUCAUGAACGACAGGCUUUGGGAACUCGAAGUCGAUGUUAAUUUGAAUGGCGUCAUCAGAGGUACGCUGCUCGCAUAUCGGUUUAUGGGGAAGGAUCGCGGAGGGCAAGGCGGUGUCAUCGUGAACACGGCCUCUACAGCAUUUGCGAGACCUCAAGUGUCGACUCCGAUCUACACAGCAACGAACUACGCUAUUGUUGGCCUCACCAGAGCUUACGGGGAUCAGUACCACGUCAAUAUGACCGGAGUGCGAUGCCUCGUCGUGUGCCCUGGACUCACGGACAGUGGUUUGGUGAAGGAUCUUGACAAGCAGCUUAUGUCUUCAAAAUACGAGACUGCUUGGCUAGGGGACAUUACAGAUUCUAAAAUGCAGAGCUCUGAUCACGUUGGGAGAGCCCUGGUGGAUGUACUCGCGAAAGGUCAAAGCGGCUCAGUUUGGAUUGUCGAAAACGCUCAGCCGGCUAGGGAGUGGCGCGGCUAAGUGUAAAUCGGCAAGGCAUUUCGUAACAUUGAGCGACAUUUAGACUUGCUAGCACAAUGAAGUUGGUUUAAUCUCGGCCGCACAUUCUAAGAAAUUUUGUUCCGCCAACGCGCACCCAUUUCACAAGUGGCGUCCUGAUUCUGAAAAUAGACAUAAUCUCCCAAGAAACAGUAAUUUGUAAGUUUAGGAUCACACAAAGACCGAAUUUUAAAAAGUAUUUAGCAAUCUAAAUAAUUUAUUCCUGAAUUUCGAGAGGGUACUCUCGAAGGCGGAAUAUUUUUACUGUACGAAAAUACUGAUAAUCGUCAAACUAUUUUUUUUAAAUUAUUACAUUAUGGUAUGUCAACAUUAAACAUCUAAUAAAAACAAAAACUGCUUGAACUUUCAACAUUGAACAUUUUUUAAAGUUCAAAGUUUAGAGCAGCAGAAAACAAACUAAUACCAGAGAUAUAUAUUAAUAACAUUUUUUAAUUUAUCCCCAACAUAAAUACAAAGUCUGAACAUUUGCGAAUCUUACCCAUAAAUUCGGUCUUUUGCUUCGGCAUUUCUGUUUCUUAUUGCCUACGUAAGAGCUCUGACGCGCUUCUGGCGAGCAUUUGGCCGAUCUAUGUGAGGUCUAAGACGUUAUCACAGACUUGUCUACAGCCUGUUUACUGGUGAUAGGACCUCUUGUGAGACCGCACGGGUAGGUACGUGAAGCAGUAAUUCGUUUCGGUUUGAAAGGUGGGGUAGCCGUUGUAACUAUACUGAGAACUUAGAACUUAUAUCUCAAGGUAGGUGGCGCACUUACGUUGUAGAUGUCUAUGGGCUCCGGUAACCACUUAACACCAGGUGGGCUGAGCUCGUCCAACCAUCUAAGCAAUAAAUAAAUAAAUAAAGCCAAGCGUUAAAUUCCCGAAAAACAUUACUUUCUUCCAAUGUGCGGCGCGACUAAAUGUGUAGCCCAAUAAUAAUAUUGUUUAUUAAUGUAACGAAAAGCCAUUUUCACCUAAUUUAAGAACUAAACUUCACACCAUCUGAUACAUACCUACUUAACUUUUUCUCGAGAGUGUACUGUUAUUAAAACUUACUUCGCAAGGGAAUUAGUAACGGAGUGCAGUGGAGUUUAAAAUUAAAAUAGGUACUAACAUAACAUAAUAACUUUUAGAAACUUUAAUAUGUAUGGAUUUCUUAAACAUUUUUAAUGCUUCACCUUAAAUUAAUACAAUAUAUUGCUCAAAGAAUGGGUACAUAAUCGCUUUCAUUCUAUUUAUAAUUUAAUGUAUGACGUAAGGAUAUUGAUCUCCUACGGUUGUGUAAAUAUUAUUUUUCAUGCAAUUUUAGAUGCGUAUUUAUAUUUAUAAUGAAAUAAAAAACCACCAAAAACAUAUUUAUACAAAAUUAGAAUCUCAUACGAUUAACAAAAUAUUUUGUGUAACGUAAGCGUUUAGAAACAAAUAUAAGAUUUAGUUUUCGACAGAACCAAUUUAAUUAAUGGUAUCGGAUCUGUAAAAUGGUACGAAUGAAAAUCGAAAAUCAGAUACUAUUUAAUUGGAUUUUUUCUCUAUAGGUUAGGAGGUAGAAUAGCCUUCCCUUUUUCCAUAGAUACCGUACAUUAUACUCGAUGCGGUAGUUACGGAGACAUUUACAGAAUUUGUACGUAGACAUGCAUAAUUUAAGUUGGAUGGUAUGUAAUUAAUUCGUUUAUGAAUUUAGAAAAAAAAAAUACAUAACAAUUUACGUUCGAUAAUUUUAUUAAACUUAUAUUUAAGAAGGGAAAAGCAAAGGGAAGUUUGCUUUUAGUUUUAUAAGAAUUUUUGUACAUUAUGUUGUUUUUUAUGCCAUGCAGAUGUAUGUUUUGUAGUAGCUUUUGUUUGAUUUGCAAAUAAAUAUUAUUCGACUUGUAUUUCAUAUCUACCUACCAGA
This is a messenger RNA of Bombyx mori (domestic silkworm), 2760 nucleotides long. RefSeq names its product 15-hydroxyprostaglandin dehydrogenase [NAD(+)]. The transcript is spliced from 6 exons. The record is from RefSeq and is a predicted model, not a curated record. Gene Ontology annotation, cellular component: cytoplasm. Gene Ontology annotation, molecular function: oxidoreductase activity, acting on the CH-OH group of donors, NAD or NADP as acceptor. NCBI's taxonomy places the organism in Eukaryota, Metazoa, Arthropoda, Insecta, Lepidoptera, Bombycidae. Bases 97 to 855 code for a protein of 252 amino acids.